Molecule: messenger RNA, 1644 nt
Organism: Microdochium trichocladiopsis
Lineage: Eukaryota; Fungi; Ascomycota; Sordariomycetes; Xylariales; Microdochiaceae
Product: RmlC-like cupin domain-containing protein
Exons: 1
Coding region: 47-1579 (510 amino acids)
Biological process (GO): GDP-mannose biosynthetic process; carbohydrate metabolic process
Cellular component (GO): cytosol
Molecular function (GO): zinc ion binding; mannose-6-phosphate isomerase activity
Source: RefSeq, a predicted model, not a curated record
CCCACCACCACCGCAACACCCACAACCGCCGGAGCACUACUCCUCUAUGACGCCAUGUCCACAUCACGGCAGCUUCCACCCAACCGCCGAGCCCUCCGGCCAAGCACAACCACGUCCCAUCACACAAAGCCGCCUCUCCAGAGCCGGGGAGCUCGGUGCAAUGAUUAAAACGGCCAACGGCCGGCACCUGGACGUGGCUGCCGCUGUCCUGUGGCCCGCCCUUGACGAACUUGAAGACAAUAGACAACUUACAGACUCCCCAUCCUCGACAGCAGCAAGAACAAACAAAACUGCACCAGGGGAGAUCACCACCAUCACCACCGCAACCAUGUCAGAACGCGUCUUCCAGCUCGCAGGCACCUGCAACAACUACCCCUGGGGCAAAAAGGGCCGCCAGUCCCUCGCCGCCCAGCUCUGUGCCAAGACGCCCGGCACCGACUUCUCCAUCAAGGACGACGAGUACUACUCGGAGAUGUGGUUCGGCGACUACCCCGACUUCCCAGCCCGGAAGCUGUCCACGGGCGAGUUGCUCAAGGACGUCCUGCAGGCCAACAAGGAAAAGCUCCUCGGCAGCAAGGUCAACAAGCACAUGGGUGGCCAACUGCCCUUCCUCCCCAAGAUCCUGUCUAUUGCCAAAGCCCUGCCACUCCAGAUCCAUCCCAACAGGGACCUCGCCAGCAAGCUCCACGAAAAGGACCCCGAGAAGUUCACCGACGACAACCACAAGCCCGAGAUUGCCGUCGCGCUGUCCAAGUUCGAGCUGUUUGCCGGGUGGAAGCCGCUCGGCGAGAUCGCGCCCGUCUUCGCCGCGGUCCCGGAGCUCCACCAGUUCCUCCCCUCCGGCACCUCCCCAGACAGCAAGUGGACGGACAAGACCCUGCGCGAAGUAACGCGGAACCUCCUCAAAGCGUCCCCGGAGACGACAAAGUCGGUCCAGUCCGUCUUAUCCACCUCCUCCACCGCCAAGAACAUCCCGGACUACAUGCCGUCCCUCCUCCAGCGCCUGCAGUCCCAGUACGGCCCGGACGACGCGGGGAGCCUGGUCGCCCUGCUGUGCAUGAACUUCUUCACCUUUGCGGCGGGGGACGCCGUGUACAUCCCCGCCGACGGCAUCCACGCGUACCUCGCGGGCGACAUUGUCGAGUGCAUGGCCCGCAGCAACAACGUGCUCAACAGCGGCUUCUGCCCCCGCGCCGACCGCGACAACGUCGACCUCUUCACCGACACCCUCACUUUCAGCCAGGCCCACUCGCGCGACGACAUGUACCUGCCCAGUAAGCCGCUCGGCAAGGGUAGCCACCAGAGCCGGAACGGCAGGACGGUCGUCUACGCGCCCCCCAUGAGCGAGUUUGACAUGUUCAAGACGGACCUGCAGGGCCCCGGGGACGAGGACGUGCUGGGAGCGCAUGAGGGCCCUGCCGUCGCCAUCGUCACAAAGGGCGGCGGCCUGCUCGAGGCGGACGGGCAGCAGUUUGAUGUCAAGGAGGGCUACAUCUUCUUCGUGGCGCCGGGCGUCGAGGUCACAUGGAAGGCCGGGGAUGGCAAGGACGGGCUGCAGGUCCAUACCGCCGCCGUGUAAAGUCUGCAGUCACCAAUCUGACAGGCAACAGUAAUAAUGGCUGGUGGAUUGUAACAUGUGGAGAG